Peronospora belbahrii is the source of this 2958-nucleotide messenger RNA. NCBI's taxonomy places the organism in Eukaryota, Oomycota, Peronosporomycetes, Peronosporales, Peronosporaceae. The record is from the annotation of a GenBank genome assembly.
AUGGUAGUGCAACGUCGACCUAUGGAUGUGGAAGCUGAAUUGCCUACAGCCGUCUACGCGUUGAAUCUACAACGUGUGAGCCAGUUGCUAUGCAUUCCCGAGACCGAGCUCCUCUCUGGUUUCCAAGCAAAUCCGACGCGCUCCGAGAUUCAAGGCGUAAUCGUUGAUGCGGGCGAGAACGUGCCGUUUGAGACGGUCGGACAUGAUGCUGCGAGCGUUCCGUUAAAUGAGCAAGUGAUAGUGGACGUUGAUGAGAAUAUGAGUGGCCGUCCUUGCUCCAACGUGCUGUCUCCACUGCCUCCACUACCUCCUGGCCGCUCCAUAGCUUCGGCCCCAUUGGCCGUGACCCCCGCGUCACGACAUCUUGCAGUACGCCAAGUUCUUCUCACAGCAGCAGUACGACCUAGUAGUCUUGACGAGAAUCAAAGACCAAAGUGCCUAAUUCAGUUGGGACAGCAGACGAUUAUCAGUCACAUCCUUACGCAGCUCUACGCUGCCGGUGUAGAGCGUGUCGUGGUCUCAGUGGCUGCAGCAGGCGGCCAGAUUAUGGCUGCAGUAAAGCAAACCCCUUUUUACACAAAAAUGAGGAUUGAGUUCUUGGACUUGGGCAGGGACAACAAUGAUGGACACGCGCGCUCCAUCCUGGCAGCCAAAAGCAUUUUCUCAGGCCCGGAGCCGUUCCUUAUCCAUACCGCCGACCAUAUCUUCGAUAAAUCGGUGAUGUCCAGGCUAUCUGCGUAUCCGCUAGGAGACGCAGUUGCGUGUGUGCUUGUGGAAACGGACAUUACCGAGAUGACAGGUCUGCCACCGACAACCGUCAAGGUGAAGGUAAAUGAGGAUCACCAACAUGUGACGCACAUUGGCCGUGACCUGAAGGUAUACGACGGUAUCGAUGCUGGGUUGUUCUUGACCUCACCAGAUAUUUUCGAUGCAUUGGAUGAACUUGCUGAACAAAAGAGCUACUUUUCCCUCGCUGAAGCGCUCGAUAGUUUUACCUCCAAAUCUUCUGACGGAAGUAACAUGACAGAUUCAAACUCAAGCCGGCUAAUUUACCUCCCAACUGCUGGAGAGACAUGGUUUAGUAUUGAAACGGAAGAGCAAUUAGCGUACACGCAAGAUACCGAUGGUACGGCUGUACUAUCUCCUUGGACGGUUUUUUUGGCCUCAACGCCUGUUGGAGACCCAUCACUCACAAAAAACAUGGUUAUUGGAGUGUCAGCACCACACCCGGACUUGUCCCUUCGUGUUGCUGGUAACACAGACAGCUCAAAGCUCUUCAAGGGUUUUGUCGUGGGCGUAAAUAAUGCGGAUUGUCCGGAGGAUGAUGAUGAAGGGGCUGAUGCGAACAUGGAGGCUUCCACCCCUAGCAAUGCUUAUGAUUCGGAGUCUCGACUGCUAUUAUCGUGCAAUGCCGCGCGGUCGAAAGGACUGGGGUCGAACCAUUCUGCAAGGUCUCCACUCUCCACGCGGUCGAAAGGACUGUGGCCGAAUUACUCUGCGAGAUCUCCAUUCUCCACGCGUUCGUUUGUGGAUAGUAAAGGUCCAGCGUUUGAAAGUGACGAGCUGUCUCCCUUUGUGUUAUUGUUUCCGAUGGAUGACGAAACUUGUAAGGCGGUGGAGAAGGUAAACUCCAAUCACCACGCGUACCUGUUUGAAAUGACUCCAAGUGAUCCUUCUGGUAGUUUGCCCCCUGGGACGAGUUUGUCCGAGUUCUUGUUAGCUGUGCCCGGCAAACAUGAGCUCAAUUAUAAUGAGGACGAAGCCGAUAUUGAAGGGAGCUCAGUAACUCCACAGACAACAAUGGCACCGCUCCACAUGGCAACAAUCCUACCAUCGGAUAUCACACAAAUUUCGUUGAACACACGGGGAUACGAAGAAAAUCUUGAGGUGACAGUCGUGGUGAAGCGGGAGGCACCGAUCAUUGGCUACAUGUUGCUGCUGUCGUCACUAUUUACAAUUUCUUCCGUGGGCGUUGCUUUGGAUGAGGUUAAUAAUGUCAUUACGCCCGUGAUUCGUAUUUUCUGGCGCAAUACGGCCACGUCAAUGGUCACAUUUCCUUUUGCACUGAUGAUUCUACUUCGCAGUCGUCAUGAACCUGGUGACUUCCAUUGGAAAGAGCUGGUCCCUUCCCUUAUUAUAGCUGGCAUGGCGUACGCAUUCUUUCUCGGGUCGUUUGUUGUAGCGCUGUCAAUAACGUCUGUUGGCCACGCCACAUUAUUUAAUAAUGCACACUCAAUGCUGCUUGUGUUUUGGAAGCUUGCGCAACGAAAGCCCGUAGCUCCAUUUGAGGCUUUGGGUGCUGCUAUUGGUGUUGUUGGCGGUGGUAUUACUACGUUGGACAAGACAAAGGGGGGCCCCAACAUUGUGUCACCCUCCGCGGCUGGAGAUCUAGUAGCACUUGCUGGCGCCGCUGGAGGAGCAAUUUACUUCAAGUUGGCUAAAAAGACGCGCCCACAAAUGCAUCUGCUUGUGUUUUUGUGUGGUCUCGCAGCCACAUCAGCCGCAACGCUGCUAAUGUACAUGUUGAUGUCGGGUCAAGACCUGAGUUUAUCUACCGAUCCGUAUAAUGGUAUUUUUGGAUGGUUGACCCCGUCUAUGAACCGACUCGUCGUGGUGCUUUACCUUGUCUUCAUCUGCGAUUGCAUUGGCACAAUGGGUUAUAUUGGAGUGAUGAAGUACUUUGACCCAAUUGUCGUGUCGGUAGUUUGCUUAAUGGAGCCGAUUGUGGCCACGGCACAGGGCAUCGUCAUGGGUGUUGAUGCCAUGCCUGGACUAUUAACUUUUGUGGGUGCUGCACUUGUUAUAGGCGGCACUGCCCUCGUGCUUUGCUCGCAAAGUUGCAAGACAGAAAAAGUUGACGCCACUGAAGCUGUCAUAGCGUCGAACGCUACUCCACGUGCAAUGUUUAGUACGCGCUUGCGAAAGCGGACGCCACGAUAUGGCAGCACGCUCCACUAG